Pseudovirgaria hyperparasitica is the source of this 3287-nucleotide messenger RNA. RefSeq lists its product as uncharacterized. Lineage: Eukaryota; Fungi; Ascomycota; Dothideomycetes; Acrospermales; Acrospermaceae. The coding region runs from base 348 to 3014 and encodes 888 amino acids. The record is from RefSeq and is a predicted model, not a curated record. The transcript has a single exon.
CUUUCUGUCGGGGAACUUUAAAAAAGGCGUGCACUUGUUUCGUGAGCGUGUGUGCUGGCUGCUUGGACUAUUAUUAUAUACGACGGUUUCUCAUAUCAAGGUGGUUUGUCUGUUCCUGUCCGUCGCCGAGGUCUUGACUCUUCUUUCACCCCCUCGAACAUCGAUUUCACAAAUCCACUCCCUUUAUCCUAUCGCUCGCUCCAGCGCUAUUAGCUGCUCCCGCUAUACACAAACACGGUCACACCAAUCACUCGCCCUGACUUGCCGGCCCACUAGUUCAGGGUUACGGUCGAAGUGUGGUGCAGACUAACUACCGGCGCAUCCUGCAGCCAAAGCACUAACCCGCCAUGCCAUAUUCAACAGGUCAUAAUAAUACUUAUGCACCAUCUCGCAUUCCUGUCUCGUCCUCAAUUCCCUUGCCGCCGGCUUCGAACGGAUUCAGAAGUACUUCACAUGAUAACAAUGGACCAUUGACCCUCAACGACUACUACACCAACGACGGUAGACCCAAAGUUCUGCCCACCCCUUUCUACCAUAAUCCGGACUUGUCGCUGUCCUCCAUGGAUCUCCGAACCUCAGCAACUGGUCUGUCCACGCUGCCGAAGAAGAAAAAGAGUCGGUCCACCAUCAAUUCUGUCCGUGGCGGCGAUGACACUCACGGAACUCCCACCAUCAUGCCAGCCAACGCAAAAACAAAUCGCCCAAGGACUUCCAGCAGAUCGCAAACCCAACCUUCAGACAAUCCUCCCAAAUUCAAGUCCAGAUGGCGAGGUCAACCUCUGGCUUUACAGGCCGGACCAACUUCUCACGACAACCGAGCGGCUGUUCGCGCUGGUGGUUCUCGCUCGCCCGCAAUCAGAAGUGCUCGUUCCAUGACCAGCAUAGGUAACAAGACCCCAACUGCGAUGUCCAGCCUGGCGCUUCCAGCUUCGAAAAGUCCUAUUCGCGAAUCGUAUGCAACCUGGCGGUCUUCUGCUACACGCUCCCAGCAAAGUACACCUGCAGAACCGUCUCCAAUCACUCCCGCUCAGAUGUACUCGUUCCUAUACGAGCGAAUAGUGACUCCUACCGUGCCUUCAACACCAAUGUCGCUGCACUCGCGAUGUUGGGAUGGCGAGCCAUCUGAUCAUCUGGCUUCACCUGACGAGGAGAAGCUGGGCCCCCAACCGUACUUUGAUAGCCUCCUCUUGCCAGAUUCGAAUAUGGCAGAUAUUGCGCAUCCCAUCGCCGAAGAGCCUGAAUCCGAGACUGAUCUUUCCUUGGGAUCGAUGUAUUCGGGCGGGCUGGAAACAGCGCCCCCAAGUCCGACAGAGAGUGUCCAGCCAGGGCAUGAGGUGGAGUCCGGAGCCAUGGACCAAUUCAUCGCUGACUUUUCGAAUGUGGAAAUACAAACAAGCAGGCACCGAAGCAACAGCUGUCCCGCCCCGACGGUCCAAAAUGUUCGCACGACCUUGAGUAGACGGAAGUCUUUGUUCAAAGGUGUGUCACUUGACUCGGGGAGGAUCAUGCGACAGCCGGAUGCGGAAAGCAUUCUUGCUCCCACCGUCUAUGCGUCGCCGGCCGACGAAGAUUCUGAAGAUGACGCGGCACCUCCCGCCAUCCGCAUGAGAGAUACGCCUCCACCCUAUACAACACAGUUCAAUGCCGACGCCCACGAUGCUACCGCAGCUUAUUCUUUGCUAUCCGUCCGUCGAAGCUCGCUAUCUAGCUCCCGACGAUGUGCGGAGAGCUUAACGCUAGCCUCGAAACGUUCGGAAGAAUCUUUGGCGCCUUCCGAAGAUCGGACAAUUGUUGCAGAAAGUCCCAUUAUGGAUUAUGGGCUGGGAUCUCUCACGAAGGCUGACUUUGGAGAUGACCAGUUCAGAGAGCGACCGAUCACGAUUAUCCACAUACCUACCGGGGAUCCAGCAUUUCUUGCCGGCGAGGCAAAUGAGCUACAGCUUCCGGACACGCCUGUAUCAGCAAUCUUUGAUGGUGGCAGUGACGUUCAUCUGGAGCCUCCUCCUCCUGUACCGGCAAGAAGCCCGCUUCGCGAGACCUUCUCAUUGACUCCGACUUCAGCUGAGUUUACCAAUGGAGCAAACUUACUGUCGGGACCAUGGCCAGAGCUAUCACCAGAAGAAGCAUCGUUUCGAGCAGAUUCUCCGCCACCGACACUGGUAACGGAGACGGCACCAGAGACCUUUGGGAGCGAGGAGGAAGGAGAGGAUGACUGCCAGACGCCGACAUUCGCUUUACCUUCGGCUCCAGAGAUCUUCGUCAGCGAAAUCCACACAGAGGUAGAAACACAGGCCGACUACGAAGUCCCAACACUAGUAGUAUCUUCUUCGCCUGGUGCCGUACUCGAGGAGACGAUGACUGUUUCACAAGUCUACAAGAUGCCAUCCUAUAUCAAGUCGCGCUCAAUAUCCGUCGAGUCGCAACAGCAGUCGAGCAACACCAGCCGGUCGACAUCGCCGACGUUGAACUUUUCGCGACCACGGCCCAUCUCACCCAUCUCGGAAGGGUGUGUCAUGUCAACGAUUGCAGUGGUCGCCGACAUCAAGCCAACAUCAGAAUGUGCACCCGAGGCUGAGGCAAAGACUUCAAUAAAGCCUACAUCAGAGCGUACACCACAAGCCGCAGUAAAGGCUUCCCUCAAGCCACAGCGCGCAUUUCAAGCUGCAGCAAAGACCUCGCGCAAGCAUGCGUCUCGGCCAGCGCUGCAGUCCUUGGCAUAUUCCGAAACUGAGGCUCAAGCUCAGCCGGUCACAUCGAAAUCAUUGCUUCCGCCACAUCAACGGCGAGGAUCGAUGGAGAGCAUGGCGUCGGUGACUCCGUCGGUGACUCCAUCGAUUCUUUCACUGCGAUGGAUGCAGAGUCCGAAAGAGCGUUUGGGCCUCGGGGGCUUACUGAAGAAGAACGAGGAAGUGCCAUGGGAGACGGAACUGGGGAAGAGGGAGAGAGGGUGGAAGAAGAGUCGAGCGAGCCAGCUCUUCACCCGGACACAGUUCUUCAACGGAGAGAGGAAAUAAUUCCUGACAGGGUUUCUUUUGUUUUUGUCCACGUAUUUGGAGCGCGCCAUGAAGAGAUUUGACGUGUUCUCAUUCAGUCCCAUUAGACACACAGCACAGCCAGCGAGUUCUUUUGUCAGAUUCACGCGUGAGAAGACAUGCUUAUACCCAGCGAGACAGAAGUCAUUGGACUUGAGAGAGAUAUUUCUAUACCAUGGCAACGAACGACAUAUUUUUUGUAUACAUAGGCUUCAAUUCUAGACUCUUUCAGCAGGAGGUUGCAUGGUCCUGACA